GUGGCAAGAAUCCGUGUGUGUGUGUGUGUGUGUGUGUGAGUUGAUGUUGAUGGUGGAAAAACAGUUUAAUAGAAAGAAAAUCAAACAGUAAUACGUUUAUUUACCGACUCGGUCUGUCUUUAUGUGGGCUGGAUACUGCAGACAGUUCAAUUAGCUGUGCUGGACUAAGAGAAUCUGCGGCUCAAGACUAAGACCUGGUGAAGAAUUAAACCAAGAAGAACUUGCCAGGGUGUCCAAUAGCUUCGAUACCAAUGGACGCCCGAGCCAGGUCAGUCAAAUGGCAAGUUCGUAUGCUGGAACAGCAGCUUCAGCAGCCUGAGGAAUCAUCCAGCCUGCUGCAGAGUGACUCUUCUACACACCCGCCUUCCCAACAACAACCUCAGGAACGAGCAGAAGAGUACAUCUCUGACACCUUCACCUACAUCGAAACAGUCAAAGACUUUUGUGGCAUUGAACCAGCAUGGACCCGUCAGAGGGAGUCAGAGAUAGAGAAGAUGAGAGACAUCAAAAUUAAAGCAGACAAACUCUUCACUUGUUUCAAAAUCAAGAAACUGAAGAAAGAGCUGGGGGAAGUUCUGAUGGACACUCGGAAGGGGCUGAAGGAAGUUAAACCCUUCCUGGACACAGUAGAAAAGCUAGCAGUCACCUCGCCAUUUGUGUUCAUGGACAAGAGCUUCCCACUAAGGGGGAAGAACGCCGAUGCUGUACGAUCGGUGGUCUCAGCCAAAAUUGCUUCCCCACUCCUCAUCCACUUCAAGAGUGAUGAUGGAGUUUUCUUCUUGCCAGAACUUGACAAGGUGGAACUUCUGGUCCAUCAGUUAACCAAAUAUGUCUGCAUCAUAAAGUGGAUAUGCAAGGAAAUGAUAACCAAGGACAAAUCACAAGUUACAAGCAAUCAGGACGACCCCUCACAGCUCAGUUUGAGUACAAGCCUGUCCAUGGAAAACGUAUCUGAUUUGAGCCAGCUGAGCAGAAUCAGAAUGGAAGAGUCAUUCCGGCUGACAUUCUUGGUGAAUGAUCAGGAGUUCGCUAAGACGUACAGUCAACAUUAUUCUAAAAUGUCUCAGCUUCUGUCAAGUCUAGAGAACAAUGCAGUUGGGCUGGAUAAGAUAAAGGAUGGGUACAGUGUUUUGACUAUAAUAGGUAGUUUUUUUGGCAUUUUAGGGGGUAUCUUGUCCAUCCUCUCAUUCUUCACAGGCCUGACUAUUUUCCCUGCUGCAAUCUUUCUGACCCUCAAACGGAUGGGGGGUUUGUUGGGGAUCUUCAGUGGAAUUUUCUACUUGGUCACAGCUUUCGUAGAUUUUGUAGUCAAUAAACAUUAUGUGAAACUAGUCAACAACAACAUCAACGACUUCAUGAAGCACAGGCAGUACAUUGUAGAUUGUCUAAAGCUGGCAGCUAGUCAUCAUCACGCUGCACCACAGCUGAGUCAGGGUAAUAUGAGACUUGGCUGUAUGAAAGUGAUAAGUUAUUUCAGGGCGAUAUUCAAAAGUUUUGAUGCCUUCGUUGAUGGAGCUGUAGUUGUGGAACAGUUGGACUUUUUAAAACUAAACACAUAUAUUUUUCUUGGAGGAAAUGCUGUAGCCAUUCUUGUAGAUCUUUUUUCCAUUAGCAAAGAAAGUUGGAGUAUAUUCACAAGGAAGAAAAGCAAAGCAGCUCAGCUCAUCCGCUCCAACACAGAUCUGUGGCGCUCAGAGUUCGAGGCAUGGAAAAGGAUUCAUGAGUGUCUGUUCAAAGGAGAACAGGUGUUCCGGGAGAGAAUGGUCAUAGAAGAGACAGAGUAGAGUAACUCUUUCACUUUUCCAGCAUAGCCAGUAUAGUGUUACCAGAGUAAAGGGUGAGUAACAAUUGGUUCAGUAGUAUCUUGUAGGUAUAUAUAUUGGCAAAAAAUCAAAUGUACAUGAUGACUCUUACCCCCAAACGCAGUCGAUCAGCCAAGACAUGUUUACUGUUCAAAUUUCAGGAUUGGUAACAUGAGGCUCUUUUACUGCCCUGUUGCGGCUCCACAGCAGAAUUUGAUUUUUAGGUAAAAUGAAACAUACUUUACAGUAAAAUAACGCUCUGCUGAUCGUUUACAGUUUUACCAAUAAAUGGUCUUAAAUGCUGAAGCUAAUGUAGAGCUGCUAAUUCACCCUAUAAACCUGAUUGUUUGUGCAUAGACUUCUGGCCCCUAGCAACACAGACAACAAUCUCACCUAGCUAGUCGCUAACGAAAUGGCGAAGAGAAAGACUUAUGAACAUUGAUUAUUUGGAGUGGAAGCUUGGAGCUGUAAUUGAAGCAUUAGCUACCUUGUUGCUUGCCCUAAUGAGAGAUCUUGUCUUGCUUGGCAGGUCUUUGCUGUUUUAGUGGGGGAUUUUGCUCUGUAUCUGACAAGGGAUGUAAUUUAACUGUUAAGCUGUAAACAUUUUGAAGUUCUCCAUAUGUAUUUUUGCCCUUUGGGAGCUGUUGGUAUUAGAAUUUAACCCUACUGACCAUUUUUAUUUCUAUUAAGAUUCUAUGCAUGUUUUUUUAUUAUGUACUUCUAUUUUUUC
Messenger RNA from Pygocentrus nattereri (red-bellied piranha), 2532 nucleotides. RefSeq lists its product as uncharacterized. Gene Ontology annotation, cellular component: extracellular region; membrane. NCBI's taxonomy places the organism in Eukaryota, Metazoa, Chordata, Actinopteri, Characiformes, Serrasalmidae. The record is from RefSeq and is a predicted model, not a curated record. The coding region runs from base 252 to 1784 and encodes 510 amino acids. Gene Ontology annotation, molecular function: lipid binding. Gene Ontology annotation, biological process: lipid transport; lipoprotein metabolic process. The transcript is spliced from 7 exons.